Haliotis rubra (blacklip abalone) is the source of this 402-nucleotide messenger RNA. RefSeq names its product probable serine/threonine-protein kinase fhkB. The transcript has a single exon. Bases 1 to 402 code for a protein of 133 amino acids. The record is from RefSeq and is a predicted model, not a curated record. NCBI's taxonomy places the organism in Eukaryota, Metazoa, Mollusca, Gastropoda, Lepetellida, Haliotidae.
AUGGACCACAAGCACAAUCUGGAUAUGGACCACAAGCACAAUCUGGAUAUGGACCACAAGCACAAUCUGGACAUGGACCACAAGCACAACCUGGAUAUGGAUCACAAGCACAACCUGGAUAUGGACCACAAGCACAAUCUGGAUAUGGACCACAAGCACAACCUCGAUAUGGACCACAAGCACAAUCUGGAUAUGGACCACAAGCACAACCUGGAUAUGGAUCACAAGCACAACCUGGAUAUGGACCACAAGCACAACCUGGAUAUGGACCACAAGCACAACCUCGAUAUGGAUCACAAGCACAAUCUAGAUAUGGACCACAAGCACAACCUGGAGACAGUUCACAAGCACAAACAAGAGACAGUCCUCAAGCACAAACAAGAAACCGACCACAAGCACUAA